This is a messenger RNA of Drosophila kikkawai, 1373 nucleotides long. It is a transcript of the gene Sp7, whose product is annotated as Serine protease 7. The record is from RefSeq and is a predicted model, not a curated record. Gene Ontology annotation, biological process: proteolysis. Gene Ontology annotation, molecular function: serine-type endopeptidase activity. NCBI's taxonomy places the organism in Eukaryota, Metazoa, Arthropoda, Insecta, Diptera, Drosophilidae.
UCGAAGUCGUACUCAGCUUAAGUCACGCUACUGCUCCCGGUCCCGGUUCUCAGGUUCGAGGUCGUCGUGCGUAAUCGGCGAGCGUUGUGAUUGAAUUAGCUGUAGAUUUUUUGUUAUUAUUACGUGCUGUGGGAAAUAUCCCGUAAGAUGAAGUCAACUCGCCAAGUACUUGGGGUUUUUUGGACCAGUUGUCUGCUGCCGUUCACCGUUCUACAAAUUGUGCGGGCCCAAGGAAGCUGUACAAAUCCCCGCCAGAAUCCAGGACUAUGUAUGUCCAUAUACGACUGUCCCGCUCUGCUUGCCUUGGUCCAGCAGAGUGCCGUUACCACUCAAGACAGGAUGUUCCUUAGAGACUCACAAUGCUACAAUGGAUACGGCCGAUUGCCGCAUGUUUGUUGCCCGACAUUACAGACCACCACCACUACCACAGCACGGACCGUAACGUCUCCAACCAGGAGUGGCGGUCAGCAGGGACAACAAGGUCAGGGAAAUCUAUUGCCCUCGCCUCCGAAAUGUGGGCCACACUCUUUCAGCGACAAGGUCUACAACGGCAAUGACACGGCUCUUGAUGAGUUCACCUGGAUGGUGCUGCUGGAGUACGUUGAUCGCAGAGGACGCCGUGAGCUUAGUUGUGGUGGCAGUCUGAUCAACAAUCGCUAUAUUCUGACCGCUGCCCAUUGCGUGAUUGGAGAUGUUGAAAAGGAAGUGGGCCGACUCACCACAGUUCGCUUGGGUGAAUAUGACACCACCAAAGAAAUUGAUUGCAUCAAUGGAGACUGCAAUCAGCCAAUUGUGGAACGGGGCAUCGAGGAAAAAAUUGUCCAUCCCCAAUAUGAUCCUGCCGACAAGAACCGCGUCCAUGACAUUGCUUUGCUGAGACUCGAUCAGCCUGUGGUGCUCAAUGAGUACAUUCAGCCAGUUUGCUUACCCUUGGUCAGCACACGACAGGCCAUCAAUACGGGCGAAAUCCUAGUAGUCAGCGGCUGGGGACGCACCACCACAGCCCGCAAGAGCAACAUCAAACAGCGGCUGGAUCUGCCAGUCAACGAUCAUGACUCCUGCACGCGGAAGUUCGCCACGCGGCAGAUCAACCUCAUCAGUUCGCAGCUGUGCGUCGGCGGGGAAUUCUACCGCGACAGCUGCGACGGGGACUCCGGCGGACCGUUGAUGCGGCGGGCAUAUGACCAGGCCUGGUACCAAGAGGGCGUGGUCUCCUUCGGCAAUCGAUGCGGACUGGAGGGCUGGCCGGGGGUCUACACACGCGUUUCCGACUAUAUGGAUUGGAUCCAGGAGACGAUGCAGCCAUGAGUCGGGCAGCGAGCUCUGUUUUUGUUCAUUUGAAGUUUUAAUUAAAGGCCAAGUCGAGAGUGUUA